GCGGCCUCCGCCGCCAUCAUGCGCACGGUGCUGGGGUUGGUGCGGCUGCUGGCGGCGAGGGGGUGGGGGCGGCGGCCGCCGAACCGUUGCCUCAGCGCCAUGUCCCGCUACUGCACGGAGCAGCGGGGGCGGCCCAACUCUCCCGAUUAUCGCCUUUAUUUUAAGAAUGAAGAUGGUAAAUAUAUUUCCCCAUUUCAUGAUAUCCCACUGUUUGCUAAUUCCAAAGAGGAUAAAGGUAUUCCUGCAAAGAGGCCAAAGACUACUGGAAGUGAGGUCCUGUUUAAUAUGGUUGUAGAAGUGCCUCGUUGGACAAAUGCAAAAAUGGAGAUUGCCACUGAGGAGCCAUUGAAUCCCAUUAAACAUGAUACAAAGAAAGGCAAACUUCGAUAUGUGGCAAAUAUCUUUCCUCACAAGGGUUAUAUAUGGAAUUAUGGUGCCCUCCCACAGACCUGGGAAGAUCCAAACCAUGCAGAUAAUGUCACAGGGUGUUGUGGGGAUAAUGAUCCAAUUGAUGUUUGUGAAAUAGGCUCAAAGGUUCGUUCUUCUGGUGAGGUUGUUCAGGUGAAGGUCUUGGGUGUUUUAGCUCUUGUUGAUGAAGGAGAGACAGAUUGGAAGAUAAUUGCUAUCAGUGUGGAUGACCCAGAAGCUCAGAAAAUUCAUGAUAUUGAUGAUGUCAAGAAGCACAAACCAGGUUACCUUGAGGCUACAGUUGAUUGGUUCCGAUCAUAUAAAGUCCCUGAUGGUAAACCAGAAAAUCACUUUGCUUUUAAUGGACAAUUUAAAGACAAGGAUUUUGCUGUUGAAAUUAUUAAAUCCACCCAUGAAUACUGGAAAGCUUUGCUUCAUAAAAAAGCUGAUGCAGGUAAUAUUAAGUGCACAAAUGUUCUGGUGAGUGGCAGCCCAUUUUGUUGCAGUGAGGAGGAUGCCCGAUCCAUUGUGCAGUCAGCACCAGUAUCUGUGAAUGGAGAUUCUGUUUCCCCAGAAGUUGAUUCCUGGCUCUUUUUUCCCAAGUGAUCAUCAAAGUGUCCUGAAGCUUCAUCAUCACAUCUUAAAAGUCAUCUCUUUUUUGAAGAGAGGCAAAAGUAGUAACUGUUGGGUUCCUGUUGACAGAACUUAUCAACUUGUGUAAACCUUCUCUCAUGUAAAUAAACGAAGACAUUA
This is a messenger RNA of Calypte anna (Anna's hummingbird), 1161 nucleotides long. RefSeq names its product inorganic pyrophosphatase 2 (gene PPA2). The transcript is spliced from 12 exons. Gene Ontology annotation, cellular component: extracellular exosome; cytoplasm. Gene Ontology annotation, molecular function: magnesium ion binding; inorganic diphosphate phosphatase activity. The coding region runs from base 19 to 1014 and encodes 331 amino acids. NCBI's taxonomy places the organism in Eukaryota, Metazoa, Chordata, Aves, Apodiformes, Trochilidae. The record is from RefSeq and is a predicted model, not a curated record. Gene Ontology annotation, biological process: phosphate-containing compound metabolic process.